This is a messenger RNA of Periophthalmus magnuspinnatus, 3615 nucleotides long. It is a transcript of the gene septin3, whose product is annotated as septin 3. The transcript has 12 exons. Gene Ontology annotation, biological process: cytoskeleton-dependent cytokinesis. Gene Ontology annotation, cellular component: microtubule cytoskeleton; neuron projection; septin complex. NCBI's taxonomy places the organism in Eukaryota, Metazoa, Chordata, Actinopteri, Gobiiformes, Gobiidae. Gene Ontology annotation, molecular function: molecular adaptor activity; GTP binding; GTPase activity. Bases 18 to 2873 code for a protein of 951 amino acids. The record is from RefSeq and is a predicted model, not a curated record.
GGACACAGCGACGCAGAAUGAGUGCUUUUGACCAGCUAACCCCUUUGAUUCCACAAGUCCCCGACUACACGCGACAGCCAAAGGCGCUCCUGUCAGCACCUGCCUCUCUCUCGUCUCCUGUCAUCAAAAAGACGCCUAUCCAAAUCCCUUCUUUUGAUGAGAGAGGACUCGUCUGCGCCAACGAGCCAAACGCUGACAGAUCUUUUGUGCCAAUCAGAGGAAACGCAUUUAAUCAAGCCCCAAGCAAGUCAAGAAACCGUGAAGGAGGAACGUCAACACCGCAGCGAAUUAAACCAAAAACUCGCUCGUUUGUUCGACCCGGCGUCUCUACUUCACCAGCUAUAACCCGCUCUGUUUCUUUACCACGAUCUGAAACACAGCUUAAAGAUCCAGCUCCUUCACUCCACGUGGCAAACAUGAGCAGCCUUUUAGUGCCGACACCUCAAGGAACCCAGGAACACAAGCAGCUCAUCACCGCAGAACGACACGCGAGUUCUAUCUUUAUCUCUAACGCAAACACGUCACAGCGGGAGAUUCUGGACCAGGACACCUUACUCACUUUUACUCAUAAAGAUUUCAAAAUCGCAAACAGAGCAGGUCAGACGAAAACGUUCCAAUCUUCUAAUCCUCCAGCCGCAUGUCAGAGCUCCUCGGCGUUGCAAGGUAAACUAGACGGCAUCAAAAUGGGGGCAAAGAGCAAACUUGCGUUGAAAAGUACACAGUCUCCAGUGAGCGCAAAGGCAAACACGAAACAGCAGCAGCGAGAUGUGGGUGGAGGGAUUAGGUCCACAUCUUCUGGGAGUUUACCGCAGCCUACGUUUGAUGGCCUGUCACCUCGGCUCAGCCCCGGCCUGCACAGGAGAUGCGUUCAGUAUCUCCAGAAUGCCAGUUUAACGAAACCCAACAAAGAAAAAGGUUGUAAAGUACCACCACCGUCUCCUAAAACGUCUACGGACUCUCGUCAAUCCAAAGCAUCAGUAUGUAUGGAGCCUAAAAGGAGCGAAGGCGAGAUUUACAAGAGAACUUUCACUUCACGAACCCCUUCCCCCUCCACAAAAGAGUCUGCGCGGUUUACCGGCGAUCCGACUCCGACUCCUUCACGUGGCUGUGUGUUUCUGCAGAGAUCUGGACUCUCUCAGACGGACACAGCGAGCGCAGUCCAUCAGUCAGACACAGUUUCAAAGGAUCGCAGCUGUCAGUCAGGAUGCAUCAAGGCGCACGUGGAAGACCCUGACCAGGCAAAAACAUUAAACCAGUUUGACUUUACGUGUUUACCUCAGACACAGACGUCCUACAUCCCGGGUUCUGGCUUUGUCAAACUAAAAAAACACUUACCAGAGAGUCAUACACGGAACAAAGGCGGGACAGAGGAGAAUAACAAAGGCAACGUCUGUUUUUACGGACUUUUAGGAACAGAAUCCCAACAUAAAACCCAAGCAGCAUUUGAAUCACGCUGUCAACUGAAUAAAACCUGUUCACCCAUGAGUUCGGACUUCAGCUUGCGACGACAGGAAGCUACGUCCCUCGGCCUUCCACCAAAACCACAGAACAACACCUCAGUUUAUGUGACAAAAGAAGAAAACCCGUACGUCACGAUGUACUGCCUCGGUUCAGUGUACGAAGACAUGUCCGACAUUGUUCCGCCAGAAGUGAGACCCAAACCUGCCGUCCCAGCCAAGCCUCCAAAUGUGGGCGCCGCGUCCCCGUCCAGCCCCUUCUCUCCCCCAGUCCCCCCGAGUGUCGUCAGCACGGGGCCUUCAGUUCCUCCUCCCAGUGCUAUUCCGGUGCUCAUCGCGAGCCACGGACCCAGCCACAGCAACAGCCACAGCGCGUCCCACUCUAUAGGGCACGGCUUAGGGCACAGCGUGGGCCAUGGAGCAGCUCACCCUCCAGCUCCCAGUGGAGGUCACACCACACACAGCUCCACCGCGGGAUCCACUCUGCUCGGCUACAUCGGCAUCGACACCAUCAUCGAGCAGAUGAGGAAGAAGACCAUGAAGACGGGCUUUGACUUUAACAUCAUGGUUGUGGGUCACAGCGGACUGGGGAAGUCCACUCUGGUGAACACUCUGUUCAAGUCUCAGGUGAGCAGAAAGAGCGCGGGAUGGCCCCGGGACGAGAAGAUUCCCAAAACUGUGGAGAUCAAAUCGGUGUCUCACGUCAUUGAAGAGGGCGGUGUUAAGAUGAAGCUGACGGUUGUAGACACUCCGGGCUUUGGAGACCAGAUAAAUAACGACAACUGCUGGGAGCCGAUAUCGAAGUACAUCAAUGAGCAGUUUGAGAAGUUUUUAAAGGAGGAAGUGAACAUCACGAGAAAGAAGCGUAUUCCUGACACUAGAGUGCACUGUUGCAUCUACUUUAUCUCGCCGACUGGACAUUCUCUCAGACAACUUGAUAUCGAGUUCAUGAAGCGUCUCAGUCACUCGGUCAACAUCAUCCCCGUUAUUGCAAAGUCCGACACGAUGACCACCGAGGAGAGACAGGAGUUCAAACAGAGGGUGCGAAAAGAACUGGAAAUGGGCGGAAUUGAGUUUUACCCCCAGAAAGAGUUUGACGACGACAUGGAGGAUAAGAGCGACAAUGAUAAAAUUAGAGAGAUGAUGCCUUUUGCUGUGGUUGGCAGUGACAAAGAGUAUCAGGUCAACGGGAAACGGGUACUGGGCAGAAAGACGGCCUGGGGAAUCGUAGAAGUUGAAAAUCCCAACCACUGUGAGUUUGCACAGCUGAGAGAUUUCCUGAUCAGGUCACAUCUCCAGGAUUUAAAAGAGGUCACUCAUAAUAUUCAUUACGAAACAUACCGAGCCAAAAGACUCAAUGAAAACGGAGGCCUGCACCCCAUUUCUUCUCAUGACACCCAGGAGAGCAACCUGUAGAUCAGCGCACGGGACGGAUUAAGAAUUCAUAACCUGCCAUAGUCGAUGGUAUUACAGUUUUAAUGCAUGAGAAGAUCAUAAGUAAUCAGUACAAAUCUGUGUUUAAUGAGUUUUUCAAGGGUUUUCUUUUUAAUUAUUGUCCCUCUGCACCUUAACACACACACACCAGGUUCCCCCCAUGUUCAGUCAAAGUGCUGAUCUUGUGCCAAUUUGCAAUGGACUUGUUUAUUUUUUUCCUCUUUGACCAACACGACUCCCACAAGCGUCAGACGUGUGCUGCUUUGUGGUCGCAUGAUGUACAACACGGUACAGUUCAAAGAGAAAAGUUGUGGGGUGAUGUAUAGAUUAUUUUAUUUAUUUAACUUUUUGACAGUUUCAUUGUGAAAUAGUGUUCUGUCAGUCGAGCAAAUACAAGUCAUGUGAUCCCAAAGAUUUGAGACUGUUUUUUUUAUUCUUUACAAGGUCCUAUGUUACGCAAAAGUGACUCUUGUGAGAUUUAAGCCAUGUCAUAAUAAUGUUACCGCCUCAAAAACAGACCUGGAGUUGUGUUUUGUUUCAUUCACAUGUUUUAGUUUUCGAUGAGGAAACAAAUCAGAUCAGCAAAUAGCGUAAUAUGGGCCGUUAAAUGCAGCACUCAUGUAUUUGUGCGUCUGUGAGUCUGUGGAAACUCGACUCACGAUAUAAACGUUUGUCAUCUCAUUAUUUAACCUGUUACUGUAAUACAGACAUGUGCCCAGUUGGU